Panicum virgatum (switchgrass) is the source of this 1085-nucleotide messenger RNA. RefSeq names its product putative methyltransferase DDB_G0268948. Gene Ontology annotation, molecular function: S-adenosylmethionine-dependent methyltransferase activity. NCBI's taxonomy places the organism in Eukaryota, Viridiplantae, Streptophyta, Magnoliopsida, Poales, Poaceae. The record is from RefSeq and is a predicted model, not a curated record. The coding region runs from base 101 to 901 and encodes 266 amino acids. The transcript has 3 exons.
CAGCCCUGCUACUUUUUUUCAGAUCUAUAAAUCUGACGCAACGUCCCGAAGAACUCUGUCAGGUUGGACAGUGUGGGGUUUCCCUGGGGACCUUGACCAGAUGGCCGAGCUAUUCACCGAGCAGUCCGCUGUGUACGCCGCAGCACGCCCGGCGUACCCGAAGGAUCUGUUUACCAAGCUCUCGGCGCUCACUGCUCACCACCGCCGCGCUUGGGACGUCGGUACUGGCAAUGGCCAUCGCGCCCACCCCGUGCAGGUCGCGGAGCACUACGACAGCGUGGUGGCCACGGACGCGUCCGCGGAGCAGCUGCGGCACGCCGCGCCACACCCCAAGGUCCGGUACCUGCACACCCCCGACGCCACGCCGGGGGAGGAGGACCUCGUCGCCAUGCUGGGCGGCGAGGCCAUCGUGGACCUCAUCACGGUGGCGCAGGCCGUGCACUGGUUUGACCUCCCGGCGUUCUACGGCGUGGCGCGCCGCGUCCUGCGGAGGCCCGGCGGGGUGAUCGCGGUCUGGGGCUACAACUACCGCAUGAGCCCCGUGGAGGACAUGAUGUCGCGCUUCUUCGACACCACGCUUCCCAGUAGAGACCCCCGAGCUCGGUAUUUGACUGACGGAUACCGGGACCUGCCGUUUCCCUUCGAGGACGUCGGGCUUGGGAAGGAAUUAGGAGAGCCGGCGAGCCUCGACAUGGAGCAGGAGAUGUCGUUCGAGGGUCUGAUCGACAUGCUGAGGUCCUCAUCGGCGGUGACAACGGCGAAGCAGCAGGGCGUGGACCUGCUGGGGGAGCGCGUUGUGAAGGAGCUGGAGGAAGGGUGGGGAGGGCCGUCGCUGGUGCGGAAGGUCACCUACAAGGCCUUCCUGCUGGCAGGUACCCCGGGGCCGAAGGCUGAUGAGUGAUGAUGUCGCUCAUCUUCCUGCGAUUGAACUAGGAGUAAUAAUCAUCUGUGUUUCGCGAAUAACAUGGCAUUAAAUUUUUGCAUUGUGUUGCAGUUCCUGUAGCAAGGUUUGCAAUGAUUCGAUGGAGGUUAGUGACUGUUGUGACAGGGGUUAAAUAGCGGUUGUUGCGGAUUGCGCCCAUGCA